Messenger RNA from Betta splendens (Siamese fighting fish), 1953 nucleotides. RefSeq names its product integrin-linked kinase (gene ilk). Gene Ontology annotation, biological process: protein phosphorylation; integrin-mediated signaling pathway; cell-matrix adhesion. Bases 219 to 1577 code for a protein of 452 amino acids. The record is from RefSeq and is a predicted model, not a curated record. Gene Ontology annotation, molecular function: ATP binding; protein binding; protein kinase activity. NCBI's taxonomy places the organism in Eukaryota, Metazoa, Chordata, Actinopteri, Anabantiformes, Osphronemidae. Gene Ontology annotation, cellular component: focal adhesion; stress fiber. The transcript is spliced from 13 exons.
GACGGCGCUUCCAGUAGCGGAGCUCCUCUCCGCCAGUAGCCUGCAUCAAGUUGGGGGCGCGGGGCGUGGACUGGGAGCGACUAUUCUUUGCGCUUCAAUUUGGAGAGACGGAGACUUACGGGGGGGAAAAACAGAAACUGGACAUAAAUCGAGAAGCAGAAUACAUGUUCCGGAUCCCCAAAGAGCAAAGAGUCAAGGGAGUCCACCUAUAAGACGACAUGGAUGACAUCUUCACACAGUGUCGAGAAGGGAACUCUGUGGCCGUCCGCCUGUGGCUGGACAACACGGAGAAUGACCUGAACCUGGGGGACGACCACGGCUUCAGCCCCCUCCACUGGGCCUGCAGGGAGGGCAGGAGCAGCGUGGUGGACAUGCUCAUCAUGAGAGGCGCCCGCAUCAACGUGAUGAACCGCGGCGACGACACGCCAUUGCACCUCGCUGCCAGCCACGGGCACAGGGACAUCGUAGCGAAGCUGAUUCAGUGCAAAGCAGACCCCAAUGCAGUCAACGAGCACGGAAACACGGCGCUGCACUACGCCUGCUUCUGGGGCCAGGAUGAGGUGGCAGAGGACUUGGUGGCCAGCGGUGCCCAGGUGUCUGUGUGCAACCGCUAUGGACAGAUGCCCCUGGAUAAAGCCAAGCCUCAACUCAAGCAGCUACUUCAAGAAAAGGCAGAGAAGUUGGGCCAGAGUUUGACGAAAAUCCCCUAUAAGGAAACUUUCUGGAAGGGCACCAUGCGGACGCGACCCCGUAAUGGCACUCUCAACAAACAGGCGGGUAUUGAUUACAAGCAGCUCUCACUGCUGGCAAAGAUCAAUGAAAACCACUCUGGAGAGCUAUGGCAGGGUCGGUGGCAAGGAGACGAGAUCGUCGUCAAGGUUCUACAGGUGAGAGACUGGACCACCAGAAAGAGCAGAGACUUCAACGAGGAGCAUCCAAAACUCAGGAUCUUUUCUCACCCAAACAUUCUUCCUGUCCUCGGGGCCUGUCAGUCACCUCCCUCCCCUCAUCCCAUCAUCAUUAGCCACUACAUGCCCUAUGGAUCCCUCUACAACAUACUGCACCAGGGCACUACUCUGGUGGUUGACCAGUGCCAAGCCGUGAAGUUUGCACUGGACAUCGCCAGUGGGAUGGCUUUCCUCCAUACCUUAGAGCCGAUGGUUUCACGGCUACACCUCAACAGUAAGCAUAUAAUGAUUGACGAGGACAUGACAGCCAGAAUAAGCAUGGCUGAUGCAAAGUUCUCCUUCCAGUGUCCUGGUCGGAUGUAUUCCCCAGCAUGGAUGGCCCCUGAAGCUCUGCAGAAAAGGCCCGAAGACAUCAACAGAAGAUCAGCGGACAUGUGGAGCUUUGCUGUGUUACUGUGGGAGCUGGUUACCAGAGAGGUUCCCUUUGCUGACCUCUCACACAUGGAGAUAGGCAUGAAAGUGGCCCUCGAGGGUCUGCGGCCGACCAUCCCUCCUGGUAUUUCGCCUCACAUCUGUAAACUGAUGAGACUGUGCAUGAACGAAGACCCAGCCAAAAGACCCAAGUUUGACAUGAUCGUCCCCAUCCUAGAAAAGAUGCAAGACAAGUAAAUACCAUUGAUGAGAUUUGUACACGCCUGUUGCUGUUUUUAUAUAAAACCACUCUCUUCUAUUCACUUCAGUCAUGUAUCUGCUAAGCCACUGUAAAUAAAGUCAAAGGCCACAUAAGCUACUGUAAACACAUUGAACAAUAAAUACAUAGCGUAUUGCUUUUCUUUUUUAAUUUAAAAGUGGGGUAUAAAUGUUCUUUUAAUCUGUUUUGCUUAUUAAUCAUGGCUGAAACUAAGGUAAUGGUAACCCUUUCAGUCUGGUGUGAAUUACAUUCAUUAAUGAGCCAGACAGAAAUGCAUCCAAAGAAAUGUGUAUAGAAACAAUGUUUUUAUACAAAUGAACAAAUAGCAAGUCAAUAAAUGUUUUAUAUUUAUAA